Molecule: messenger RNA, 2036 nt
Organism: Blastomyces gilchristii SLH14081
Lineage: Eukaryota; Fungi; Ascomycota; Eurotiomycetes; Onygenales; Ajellomycetaceae
Exons: 2
Coding region: 271-1452 (393 amino acids)
Source: RefSeq, a predicted model, not a curated record
CCGACAUCUUCAAACAACUAUCUCGAAGGAUCAGACAGGAGCAGUAUCAUGCUCACUGAAACCUCACGUCAUGUAGCGCUCAUUUCUCCUUGGCUCGUCGUCGUUUGCCACGCUCAUUAAUACCCCGAUCUUUGUUUGGAUUGACUCCUUCUCUUCCUUUAACUCCCUACAGAUACAGCGUCAAACAGAUGUUGUUGGGACGUCUACCGCUCCCAUACACUGUUCUAUAUUUUUCGAGCCUUCGUAGUCACUCCUGGUGAAGAGGUGGAAAUGAUGUCGGGCAUAUCUGCCAAACGCCAGCGGGAAGAUGACUUUGAGAAGGCGGAGUUGGAUUGGGAGCGGGGUCGCAAGAAACCGCGACCACUGCCAUUCCGAACCUCUCUCACAUCAAAACAUACCACCCUAUUCUCUCAAACUCACCACUUCUUCCCCUCCGCCGAUAUUUCUCCCCCAACCAUCACCCCUGUCGAAUCUUCAGAUGAUGACGAUAAUGGAACGGCAUCAUACAUGGUCAUGCCCCCUCAAGGCCAGAUGGCGAAAAAAGAUGACAUACCAUUCCUUACGAUCAGAGUCCAUCCAUGCCACGACGCCGACUCAGAUCUUGAGAUGACCGACCCGCCCCGUACCUCUUCGAACCCCAUUACCCCAUACUCAGCGAUCUUGUCACCAAUCCCGCAGAGUUUGAUUGUCCAAUCUCUCAAUAUCAGUGGUGGCCGCACUGCAACACCCAUUUAUGGGCAUUUCACUGCGAAUAUGAGCCUCAAUACUAUGAGAGAGGAUUCCAAUAUUGCAAAUGAUACCUCUGCAUUCAUACCUUGCCCCGCUACCGUUUCCGCUAGAGCUGAUGUCGUUAUUCCUAUUUCUUCUUCCUCUGCUAGUUCGUUACCAGCGUUGACUGAUGGAGAGGACUGGUGGCGUCGUCGGAGACUUCCAAGCCCAAUCAGCGAAGAUGAAGUCUCUCCCACGACCACAUUCCCCCCAAUUAAUCGGGACUUGAAAUCCAAUAUCUCAACCACCACCGAUGAUACCUCAACAUCUUCAUUCCUCACUCUCCCCUGGGAACGGAAGCCCUCAGCCACGGCGGAACUGGAGCAACAGACUUGGGCACAGCACGACCCCUUAAAUCACAUCGCGGCACAUGCUGCCGCUGCCGCUGGGAAUAGUAAAUUUCCCGAACGUAACCACCAACCCAUGAUCGCUCAAGAUAACAGUUGGCAAAUCGCAAGUAACCCAGCCAUUCGUACUUGGACCCCCCAACAAUCUACAACAACGACAACCACCUUUCCGCAAUGCAACGGCAUUUUCCCUUUCUCAAAUAACGAUAUAUUCCCUCUCCAGAGAGACAAAGCCAGCCGCCCGCCAAAAGUAAGCAUUGCGAUGGGUUACCGUGCUGAUUGCGAUAAGUGCCAGAGACGUGUGCCGGGGCAUUAUAGCCAUAUCAUUCGUGGGUGAUUUGGAACUUUCCUUUUUCCUUUGGGGAAAGAGGAGGGCGGCCUGAUUUGUCCCUUUCUUUUUUCUUUCUCUUUGCUUCUUGCUUUUCCUUUUCUCCAUGUAUUAGAGAUUAAAAGCUUUGAUGAUAAAUGACCCCCUCUGUUUUACUUUUGUUUUUUUUUUUUUGGUUCUUUUCUAUCAUGAUUUAUGAAGUUGAGUAUAUUUGCUUGUCUGUUUCAUUUCUUGUUUACAGCUCUCUAUUCCCCCCAUUUUGUAACAAGAGGUAUCAUAAUUGUUUUUAUAUGCACAUCAAAAAACCUGUGUUCCUGUUCCUGUGAGUGUCUAUAACCUCUAGCUAUACAUGUAUAUAGUUCAUGAUGGUUUUUUUGAUUCAUGCACGCAUGUGAUGUUUUUAUUUGUGAUUCAGCUGAUUGUAACUGUUAUUUUAUGAGUGAGCAUAGCAGUGGAUAGGAUAUAUAAACAGGUAUAUAUAUACCUAAAUGUAAUCUGCAAAUGAAGGAAAUUUCUGAAUCAUCAUUGAAAGUAUCAGUUGUAGUAAUUAAUUAAUUAAGUUAAGAUUAAUAAAAUUGAUAAGAAAGCUGAGG